UGUAGCCGACUGUAUUGUAUCUCUAUAGUAAAAACGCACUUUUUAAUGCAUAAUACUGACUUUGACGCCUAGUGCUUGCGUAGAUAUCCCUAUAUAAACUUUUCUACGCUGUAACAUCAUUUAGGUUGAUCUUAAAGCGGAUGUUGUAGAAAGGGGAAAUGACAACAGACUGAGGAAGUUUCUCAAUCUGUCGAAGAGGUUCAUUCUCGGGAGAUCUGAGCGUGAUUAGUGAAGGACAGCCGCUGAUAACGGAUCAUGUGCGACGUGACGCGGGACACCCCGGUCCGGAAGCUCCGGUUCUCCGCGCUGAGAGCCCUGUCAGACCUGCUGGACCCGCAGCAGACCUGGAGGAGCGUCGCGACGGAGAUCCGCGGAGCCUCCGGAGAACCGCGCUACUCGCAGCAGCACAUCCGGAGGUUUGAGGCGGUGGUUCUGCAGGGAAAGAGUCCCACGAUGGAGCUGCUGUUCGACUGGGGAACCACAGACUGCAGUGUUGGAGAUCUGGUGGAGAUCCUGCUCCGUCACCAGCUGCUCGCCGCCGUCAGCGUCCUGCUGCCUGAUCACAGCCCCUGCCCCGCCUCUGCUGCAGGCUCCUCCAGCUCAUCGGUCAGCACACUGAAGUGUGAAGCAGUGUUGCCUCCGUCCGAGGCGUGUCUGCAGGCGUGCAUCCGUCCUGAGGUCACCAAACCUGUCAGCAGAGCCGUGGUGAGGGAGCCGGACAGCAGCAGCGUGCCGGAGGAGAACACCUGGAGCGACACUGAAGCAGGUUUCUACACGUUCACGCACCGGGAGCUGACAGUCAUGACGAGCGGCUGGGAUGACCGGCCCCUGAAGGACGGCGGGUGUUUGCUAGGCACCGGUGGCUUUGGCAUCGUGUUCAGAGGCUCUAUGAGCGGCACAGAAGUAGCUGUGAAAAAACUCAAUCCUUUGGACGGCAGCUCAUUUGAAGAACUCAAGACUCAGUUUAAUCAAGAGAUUCAAACCCUCAGGAGUCUGAAGCAUGAGAACCUGGUGAGCAUGGUGGGCUUCUCCAGCGACGGGGAGCAUCUGUGUCUGGUGUAUGAGUUCAUGCCCGGGGGGUCUCUUCUGGAGCGGCUGGCCUGUGCAGACGGGGCUUCGACUCUCUCGUGGCUCAGCAGAUGCUGCAUCAGCGCAGGAGCCGCCAGAGGACUGCAGUACCUGCAUCAGAACAACCACAUCCACCGAGACGUCAAGAGCGGGAACAUCUUAUUGGAUGAGGAGCUUGUUCCGAAGAUCUCUGACUUCGGUUUGACACGUGCCUCAGCCAAUCACACGUGCUCGACGGUCAUGACGGGGAGGAUUGUGGGUACGACGGCCUACAUGGCACCAGAGGCCCUGCGAGGAGAAAUCACUCCGAAAUCUGACGUCUUCAGCUUCGGCGUGGUGUUGCUGGAGAUCCUGUCCGGUCUUCCUCCGGUCGAUGAGGGUCGUGAUCCCAAACUGCUGAUGGAGAUGAAGGACGAGAUCGAUGAUGAGGAGCUCUCUCUGGAGGACUUCAUCGAUGGGAAGAUGCAGGGAUGGCAGAUGGAGGAGGUGGAGCGGAUGUAUGACGUGGCGUCUCAGUGUCUCUGUGAGAAGAAAAACAAAAGACCCACCAUCACAGAGGUUCUGUCUGAACUGGAAGAUCUUCAUCACAAACAUUCCCAGAGCUCCAGAUGAGCUGUUCAGGAUUCAUGGUGAUAAUGCGUCCUGAUCGGACUCCAUCGUCUCAGGAGACGGCGGAAAAAUACACCUCAAGCCACAAUCGGAGACAAAAACAUCAGAAAACAAAACAACAGAAUAACAUUUGCAUAGAAAAAUGAGCUUCCUGGCACAUGGG
Molecule: messenger RNA, 1840 nt
Organism: Carassius gibelio (silver crucian carp)
Lineage: Eukaryota; Metazoa; Chordata; Actinopteri; Cypriniformes; Cyprinidae
Gene: irak4
Product: interleukin-1 receptor-associated kinase 4
Exons: 11
Coding region: 256-1680 (474 amino acids)
Biological process (GO): protein phosphorylation; signal transduction
Molecular function (GO): protein serine/threonine kinase activity; magnesium ion binding; ATP binding
Source: RefSeq, a predicted model, not a curated record